AUGGCGAACAAAUUCCCGCCCAAUUCGAACGAGCUUCUGAAAUUCCCUCCAAAAUCUCGCCCGCGCAUUUUCACCCUAUACAAAAACCCCCCCAUUUCCCAUUCACCAAUUAUCUCAUUCUUCACCAUUAAUGAUAAGCAUCGAAUUGGUAGGUGGAAUAUGUCGAAAACAGUGAGCCCAGAUGCGGUGUCGAUUAUUCUGGCCAACCCAUGUCCGGAUUCUUCUUCAAAUUUGCCGGAGAUCGUUGUGCAAGUCGUCGAUCUGAAACCGACCGGUACCAAGUACAUGUUCAUGGCGAAUGAUGGGAAAAUGAAGGUGAGAGCUCUGUUGCAAUCUUUUCUGUCAUCCCAAGUAACAUCUGGAAGCAUCCAGAAUCUGGGACUUAUUCGUGUUCUUGACUACACUCUCAGUGACAUCCCAACCAAGAAUGAGAAGUUCCUGAUUGUAUCAAAAUGUGAGGUGGUGUCACCAGCACUUGAGGUGGAAUACAAGGCAGAUAGUGGGCUUGUUUCAAGUCCAGAGCAGAAUAAUGUAGUUAAAAGUGAAGCUAAUGGGAAUAGUGUGGUUAAAAGUGAAGCUAAUGGGAAUAGUGUAGUUAAAAGUGAAGCUAAUGGUGUUAUGUUGAAGCCGAAGGAAGAAGUCAUGGCUAAAUCUGCUGCGCAGAUAGUUCAUGAACAGCAUGGAAAUAUGGCACCUUCUGGACGAAUGUCAAUGACAAGAAGGAUUUAUCCGCUUGUUUCAUUAAACCCAUACCAAGGAAACUGGACAAUUAAAGUUUGGGUCACAAGCAAAGGAAACAUGCGAUCCUACAAGAAUGCAAGAGGCGAAGGCUGUGUGUUUAAUGUGGAGUUGACUGAUGAAGAUGUGGGUCAAUCAUUAGAUUUUGAGUGUCAGAAUUUUAUUAAAGUAUCAUAUUCGUUAUGGUGUCAGGGCACUCAAAUACAAGCAACGAUGUUUAAUGAGGCUGCAAGGAAAUUCUUUGAUAAGUUCCAGAUGGGGAAAGUGUACUACAUAUCAAAGGGUACAUUAAAGGUUGCAAACAAACAGUAUAGGACAGUGCAGAAUGAUUAUGAGAUGACCUUGAAUGAGAAUUCAGUUGUGGAGGAAAUCGAAACUGAGCGGACUUUUAUUCCUGAAACUAAAUUCAAUUUCGUCCCUAUUGAUGAGCUAGGCCCGUAUAUCAAUGGAAGAGAGCUCGUUGAUGUUAUUGGGGUGGUUCAGAGUGUAUCUCCCACAAUGAGUAUUAGAAGGAAGAGCAACAAUGAGACUGUUCCAAAACGUGACAUAACAAUAGCUGAUGAGACGAAGAAAACUGUGGUGGUGUCCUUGUGGGGCGAUCAUGCCACUAAUGUUGGACAAGAAUUGCUCGAUAUGUCUGAUAAAUCUCCUGUGGUUGCAAUUAAGUCUCUUAAAGUUGGUGAUUUUCAAGGCGUAUCAUUAUCAGCAGUGAGCAAAAGUAUCGUAGUAGUCAAUCCGGAAACCCCAGAGGCCAAAAAAUUGAGAUCUUGGUAUGAUUCUGAAGGAAAAGACACUAACUUGGCUUCUGUUGGUGAUGGCUUAAGCCCAUCAGCAAAAGGUGGAGCAAGAUCCAUGUACUCUGAUAGGGUCUCCCUUGCUCAUAUCACUAGCAACCCAUCUUUGGGAGAAGAUAAGCCUGUGUUUUUCUGCAUCAAAGCAUACAUUAGCUACAUCAAACAAGAUCAAGCAAUGUGGUACCGAGCUUGCAAGACUUGUAAUAAGAAAGUUACUGAAGCUGUUGGGUCUGGUUAUUGGUGUGAAGGGUGCCAAAAGAAUGAGGAUGAUUGCAGUUUGAGAUACGUAAUGGUUGUUAGAGUUUCUGAUGCAAGUGGCGAAGCUUAUCUCUCAGUUUUCAACGAGCAAGCUGAGAAAAUCAUCGGAUGCUCAGCUGAUGAGCUUAAUGAAAUGAGAACUCAGGAUGGAGAUAGUUCUUACCAGAUGAAACUGAAGGAUGCUAUGUGGGUCCCACAUCUAUUCCGAGUUAGCGUGACUCCUCAUGAAUAUAAUAACGAGAAGAAGCAGAGGAUAACAAUCAGGGCCGUUGCACCAGUCGAUUAUGCAGCUGAAUCUAAGUAUUUGCUUGAAGAAAUUGCCAAGUUGAAAGUAUCUAAGUAGAGUUUGCAAAUGUAGUGGAGUUCUUCAGAUUUUGUUCUUUCUAUUUGAGCAGCUGUCUUUUAGGGGUCAGAUUUAUUUUUCUUCUUCUCAGUACUUAAAAGUGAACUCAAUAGGAUUUUGCUAGCUAGCAAGACUUGUAAUAUAUUUUGCUGACCUUGUUUUGAUCAAGUCAUUUCCAGAAAUGAAAUACUUUCAUAAUAUCUAUUGUAUUGAUGUGCACUAAAUAGU
Molecule: messenger RNA, 2361 nt
Organism: Striga asiatica
Lineage: Eukaryota; Viridiplantae; Streptophyta; Magnoliopsida; Lamiales; Orobanchaceae
Source: the annotation of a GenBank genome assembly